Molecule: messenger RNA, 1262 nt
Organism: Neurospora tetrasperma FGSC 2508
Lineage: Eukaryota; Fungi; Ascomycota; Sordariomycetes; Sordariales; Sordariaceae
Exons: 2
Coding region: 312-503 (63 amino acids)
Source: RefSeq, a predicted model, not a curated record
CCCUCAACCUCACUCGACAGCAAUCAUCCAGACAGGAGACUUUCCGCCCUAGCCCGCUAUUCCAAGUCGGUUCUGCAUAUCCUCACAAAAUCUCCCUGCCCUCGUCCUGUGUUGUUCGCCAAUUCUCCUCCUCUUAUCCACCUCCAUAAUCGAAUAUAUUUCGACCCUACGGCCUUCAUCCAACCCGUCUCCGUUCUCAUCAAGCUUGAAGCUUUGCCCUUGCCGACUCGUUUCUGUUUAGCGAAACGCAGGAUCACUAAUACCUAUUACACCUCGGCUUUAUUUCGAGUUUUCUCAACCCAUAUCACAAAAUGCCUGCCAUUCAGCGCUCCGUUGUCGUCCGCGACACCCUCAACCUUAUCGCCAAGCGCAGCAACUGGGCUGGCCGCGAGGCUGGUGUCAUUGUCGUCUUCUGCGUCGUCUUCAUCGUUCUUGUCGGCCUCGUUGCUCUAUUCAUCCACAAGAAGUGCGCUGCUCGCCGGGAGCGCAAGGCCCAGUUUUAAGCUACCUACACAAACUCAACAACAAGUUUGAACCUACCCCUCUCCCAUUUCACGCAAGAACAUGUCGGCCACAAUGAAGAGAUGAAGAUAGGAUGAGGGAUGUUAAUGAAAUCGUUAUGAUUUGGACCUUUGGGAGAGGGGUGGUAUGUAUGUGGAAAAUGAAUUUGGGAAGGUUUCUCGGAUUGAAUGGGUGUUUUGGACGGGGAGGAAAUCCCUCCUACUUACUAUGAGCUUCCUCAUGAGCUUACUUUGGCUGCAAAAGUGGAAGACAAGGAGUGCUAUUUCAAGGCGCGGUCUGGAGAAUGGGAAGAAGGGUCUCCCGGAUUCGUCAUUUCAUUUUCACCGACACACACGCACCAUCAUCCGAUACCGAUAUUGGUCGUUUUCCAGCCAUUGUUUGCUGGCCACAACCUUUAUUACCAUUUCCCCCUCGGUAUUCGAUUCUCCUUUUGCGGUUCAAGGGAGGACAUGGGAUAACACGGCCAACACGGAAAUGGUUAAUCUCUGCAAGAGGGCCAUUUCUAGUCGAACCUUGAGCUUUUCAACGGCGACUUUUCUUUGGACUUGUGGACUGCAGCCUCAACGGACAUUGAGAUAUCGCCAUCGCCAAGGUCGGAGCAAGGGAAAGGUGGACGUUUGUGGGGGACCCUGAACGCCUUUUCACCACUGCUGCAGCCUACUAUAAGCUCCUUCUAUACUUCAGUCAUCUCUUAAUAUUAUUGAUACCUAGUUUGUCUACUCAUGACAAUGUCGUUUGUU